UUUAUCACGUCAUGGGCACCACAAAUUUGUGCCUCGGAAUUGUAUUUUUUACGUUUUUUAGUGGAAUUUGGGCUUCAGCCGAAAAAAUACCACUGGGAGCAAUUUUCGAACAGGGCACAGAUGACGUCCAAACAGCAUUUAAAUUUGCGAUGUUGCAGCACAAUCAAAAUAUUUCCAGUAGAAAAUUUGAAUUUCAAGCAUAUGUUGACGUUAUUAAUACUGCGGAUGCAUUUAAAUUGUCUAGAUUAAUUUGCACUCAAUUUUCAAGAGGUGUAUAUUCGAUGUUGGGAGCAGUUUCUCCAGAUUCAUUUGAUACGCUACAUUCCUAUAGUAAUACUUUUCAAAUGCCUUUUGUAACGCCUUGGUUUCCAGAAAAAGUAUUAGCCCCGUCAUCGGGAUUUAUGGACUAUGCUAUUUCAAUGCGACCUGAAUACCACAAAGCCAUCAUAGAUACGGUUAAGUAUUACGGAUGGAGGCAGAUUAUAUAUUUAUAUGAUUCUAAUGAUGGUCUCCUAAGGUUACAACAGAUAUACCAAGGAUUAACUCCUGGCAGUGAGAUUUUUCAAGUCACUACUGUACGGAGAAUAAACAAUGUUAGCGAAGCAUUAUCAUUUCUUAGAGGAAUAGAAGAACAUACUCGAUGGACCAACAAAUAUGUGGUUCUAGAUUGCUCUACUGAGACUGCUAAAGAAAUUGUUGUUAACCAUGUUAGGGAUAUAUCCUUAGGAAGACGAAAUUAUCAUUAUUUACUUUCAGGAUUGGUUAUGGACGAGAGAUGGGAAAGCGAAGUAGUGGAAUAUGGAGCCAUCAAUAUUACGGGGUUUAGGAUAGUCGAUAGCUUUAAACCUUAUGUAAAAGAAUUCUUAGAAGGAUGGAAACGACUUGAUUCGGUUCAAUCUCCGGGAGCUGGUAAAGACAGUAUAUCCGCCCAGGCUGCUUUAAUGUACGAUGCUGUCUUCGUAUUGGUGGAGGCUUUUAACAAAGUUUUACGAAAAAAGCCAGAUCUCUUCAGGAACAAUGUAAGAAGAGGACUAAAUUACAAUGGAACAACAAAGGCUCUAGAUUGUAACGUGAAUGGCAACUGGGUGACACCGUGGGAACACGGAGACAAGAUUUCACGGUUUUUAAGGAAGGUAGAAAUUGAAGGAUUAACUGGAGAAAUUCGUUUUAGCGAAGAAGGUCGACGACAAAAUUACACACUUCAUGUUGUAGAGAUGACAGUUAAUAGUGCAAUGGUGAAAGUAGCUGAAUGGAGCGAUCAAACUGGAUUUAGCCCAAUUGCUGCAAAAUAUGUUAGACUGAAAGCAAACGCCCAUAUAGAGAGAAAUAAAACCUAUAUAGUUACAACAAUAUUGGAAGAGCCCUACAUUAUGAGGAAAACACCGGAUUUGGGAGAAACCCUCGUAGGAAAUGAUCAGUUUGAAGGCUACUGCAAAGAUCUGGCCAAUUUAAUAGCCCAGAAACUUGGAAUUAAUUAUGAGCUACGGAUAGUAAAAGAUGGAAAAUAUGGAGCAGAAAAUCAUGAAGUUAAAGGUGGAUGGGAUGGUAUGGUCGGAGAACUUGUUCGACAGGAGGCAGACAUGGCUAUCGCUCCAAUGACUAUAACGUCCGAGAGGGAACGAGUAAUAGAUUUUAGCAAACCAUUCAUGUCACUGGGUAUAUCGAUAAUGAUUAAAAAACCUAUGAAACAAAAACCGGGAGUUUGGAGUUUCCUCAACCCGCUUUCAAAAGAAAUAUGGGUUAGCGUUCUUUUUGCUUAUGUUGGAGUGAGCAUUGUUUUAUUCGUAGUGUCGAGGUUUUCUCCAUACGAAUGGCGGUUACUUCAUAUCACUGGUGAACAUCGGGACACGGGCAAUCCACACACCAACCACGGAGGAACGAUGGCAAAUGACUUUACAAUGUUAAAUUCAUUAUGGUUUUCUUUGGCCGCCUUUAUGCAACAGGGAGGGGAGCUAUCCCCUAGAUCUUUAUCGGGUCGAAUAGUUGGUGCCUGCUGGUGGUUCUUUACUUUAAUAUUAAUUUCCAGUUACACUGCUAACUUAGCGGCAUUUUUGACUGUCGAACGAAUGGUAGCUCCUAUAAACUCACCUGAAGAUUUAGCUUCACAAACUGAGGUAGAAUACGGAACAUUAUAUCACGGAGCAACGUGGGAUUUCUUCAGGAGGUCGCAGUUAACACUUUACUCAAAAAUGUGGGAGUUCAUGAAUUCCAGAAAACACGUAUUCGUUAAAACGUACGACGAAGGCAUUAAACGAGUAAGAACCUCAAAAGGAAAGUUUGCCUUGUUGGUAGAGUCUCCAAAAAAUGAUUACACUAAUGAAAGGGAGCCAUGUGAUACUAUGAAAGUAGGAAGAAAUCUAGACGCGAAAGGUUUUGGUAUUGCAACCCCUCUUGGAUCACCAUUAAGGGACGCAGUUAACCUUGCUGUACUUUCAUUGAAAGAAGAUGGCGAACUUACCAAACUUAAGAACAAAUGGUGGUAUGAUAGAACCGAAUGCCUUCGAGAUAAACAAGAUACCUCUCGCAAUGAGUUGUCAUUGAGCAAUGUCGCUGGGAUAUUCUACAUUUUGAUAGCUGGUCUCUUUAUAGCUAUGGCGGUAGCAUUAUUGGAAUUUUGCUACAAAUCACAUUCAGAAGCAAAAAGAGCUAAAAUACCUCUGGGUGAUGCAAUGAAAGCAAAGGCAAGAUUAACAAUUGGUGUAGGCAGAGAUUUUGAUAAUGGAAGGGUAAGCAGUAAACCUUUUAUUUAG
This is a messenger RNA of Diabrotica virgifera virgifera (western corn rootworm), 2750 nucleotides long. It is a transcript of the gene GluRIB, whose product is annotated as glutamate receptor 1. Lineage: Eukaryota; Metazoa; Arthropoda; Insecta; Coleoptera; Chrysomelidae. Gene Ontology annotation, biological process: monoatomic ion transport; synaptic transmission, glutamatergic; modulation of chemical synaptic transmission. Gene Ontology annotation, cellular component: postsynaptic membrane; plasma membrane. The transcript is spliced from 14 exons. The record is from RefSeq and is a predicted model, not a curated record. Gene Ontology annotation, molecular function: glutamate-gated receptor activity; transmitter-gated monoatomic ion channel activity involved in regulation of postsynaptic membrane potential. Bases 12 to 2750 code for a protein of 912 amino acids.